This is a messenger RNA of Fulvia fulva, 1185 nucleotides long. RefSeq lists its product as uncharacterized. The record is from RefSeq and is a predicted model, not a curated record. The transcript has 3 exons. NCBI's taxonomy places the organism in Eukaryota, Fungi, Ascomycota, Dothideomycetes, Mycosphaerellales, Mycosphaerellaceae. The coding region runs from base 1 to 1185 and encodes 394 amino acids.
AUGUCGGCGAUGCAAGAGCAACAGGUACUGCCGGAGGGACCCAGGAACUUCAUCACCACGAGCCAGGACCAUGGAGGCAUCGCGCUCACGAUCUGUACGCUUAUGGCAACUUGGGUGGUGCUUUGCUUUGUUGUGAGGAUGUAUAUGAGGGCGACUGUUAGUGGGCCUUUUGGACUGGAUGAUAUUGUCUGCAGUGUUGCGACGGUCUUUGGGGUGAUACAGAUGAUUGUGUCGGCAUCGGCAAUAUCAUUCGGGUUUGGGAAGGCUUUGGUGCUGUUGACGCCGGAGCAGAUCGGGGCGGCCGAGAAGGCUGUCUACUACAUUGUCACGGACACUCUGACGAAGUGCACUGUUGCAUUACUGAUUGCGCGCAUCGUCUUUAUCAAGAGCCGCGUCCAAGCUUGCUAUGGUGUCGUGGCAGCGUCCUGCAUCUGGGGCUUUGCUUCUUUCCUGGCAGAGGCAAUUCGAUGCACGAGAUAUGCGCCCUGGACGAUUGUUGGCGAUCAGUGCGGAAAUCUGCUCCUAUCAUGGCAAGUAAUCACAGCCUUCAACAUCCUCAUCGAAGUCGCACUCCUGAUGUUCCCCAUAUGGCUCGUGUGGGGACUACGAACAAACCUUUCGAGGAAGAUCACCGUGGUCGUUGUAUUCUGGCUGCGAUUGCCAGUGGUCGUUGCUGCUGGGCUCCGGAUACAUUUCCUGGCCAAAUCGAUCGGCACGUCCGAGCCGCUGUUGAAUGCUGUCAUCCCGUUCUUCUGCAUGAACAUCGAAGUGCACUAUUCACUCAUGGCAGCGACAAUGCCCACUCUCAAGCCCUUCGUGGGAGCCUUCAACACCGGCUGGGGCACAUACGACAAUCACGGAAUUAGCGGGUACGGCGGGAGCAGUGGAGGGUCCUAUGCUCUACAUUCGUUGGAACGGAAGAAUGGGAAGAAGGGUUCGACGCCGGUGAACCGAAGUCAUGCCAGUGGGGAAGAAGGUGACGCUCUAAGGCCGAACUAUGGGAAGAAUGUCACGCAUGUAAGAUCAAUACCGACGCCGACUAGGAGCUCGGGCGGGAGCGAGGAGAUGAUUAUACGGCAGACUGUGACUUGUGAGGUCCAUUAUGAGGGGAGUGAGCAGGACGCGAAAGGGAGCCGGGUCACAAGUCGAGAGGGUGACUCGAUUGAUUAUGUCAAGCUGUAUUGA